GUGUCCUGUCCGGGCUUCCGUAGACAUUCCUUCAGUGUCAGUGUGCGGUGACAGACAACCGUCGGCGAGCCACGAACACAGCUCCAGGUCCAAACUAUGGAAGAGAUCAAUAACAUUGAAGUGGUUCCGUGCACAGAGUCAGACUACCUGAAACCGUUCAGGGUGCACUACAGCCAGAAUGGCACAAAGAAAUCCUGGGACUUCAUGCGGACUCACGACAGCGUCUCCGUGCUGAUCUUCAACACCACCUCCCACUGUUUUGUGCUCGUCAAGCAGUUUCGUCCAGCUGUGUACAUGUGCGAGUGGGAACGGAAGAAGCAGCCGCCUCAGUCUGCAGAGAAAGGUGAGGAGGCCCCGUGCGAAGCGGCCUCGGAGCCUCCGGAGGCCCAGGCGCCCCCGGAGAGCCAGGUGGCCCCAGAGGGAGACGGCUCCUCUCCGUGGCCCCCGGCCUCGGCGGGCGUCACCUACGAGCUGUGCGCCGGGCUGGUGGACAAGCCCGACCUCUCCCUGGAGGAGAUCGCCCGGCAGGAGGUGCUGGAGGAGUGCGGCUACGACGUGCCUGCGUCCAAACUCAAGAGGAUCACUUCCUACAGGUCGGGCGUGGGCGUAACCGGAUCCAAGCAGACCAUGUUCUACGCCGAGGUGUCGGAUGACAACUGCGUGGGCGCCGGCGGAGGCGAGCCGCGCGAGGGCGAGCUGAUCGAGGUGGUGAAGAUCCCGCUGCACGAGGCCAUGACGUUCGCCUACGACGAGCGCGUGCCCAAAACCAUGGGCGUCAUCUUUAGCUUCAUCUGGUUCCAUAAUAACAUGUCUCCCAAGUACAAGAUCUCCACCAACGUGUAACCACGGUCACGCCACCACGUUCUCCAGUCUCAUUCCAGAUCCGGUCCACCGGCCCAGCACCCACGCCCCCUCAUGCCUCCAUCCUGUGCUGCCUCCUCCUCUGGGUCCUCGAUGGAGGGCGGCUCCUUGUCUCGUCGCCGACGGGCUCCUUUCACUCAGUCCUGUUUAACUUGCCAUAGCUGGUGUCACUGGCUCUUUUUUAAGUUUGCUGAUCACGUCGUUACCUGUGCCAUUAGCUGUAGGAAGCUGCAUAUCACUGGCUCCACCUGCCUGCCCUCGUCAGAGGAGGCUCCACUGAUUUUUAGUAGGAAGCUCGGCUCUGACCAUUACAGGGCUUUUUGUCAAAUUAGAGUCCAAAUUCAGCGUUUUGAAGCUCGUGCUCAUCUGAGGAUGCGAAGCUUUGACUUUUUGCACAGUUCAUCCAUCGCGGUAAAGAUCAGUGGAGUUUGCCUUUAAGCUAUGAUCCAGUAAUGCAAAAACUCUGCUCGUGAGCGGCGGCGCCUCGUCGUGUGUUUGAGCCGCCACCUGUUCAGACACGCCUCACUUCAUUUCUCAUCCACAGCCUUUAAGCAACGCUCGGCCCGGUCUCCCCGGGAGUCACCCGCCACCGCUCAUCUGCACGGAGCCGAUCAGCUGGCACGUCGCACGCCUGCACCGAGGCCUCGUUCUCCUUCUGUGGCUCUGUCUUCAAGCACAACCCCGAUGUGACGCGUCCUGUAAACUCGUUGCGUUGUUUCACGGGCAGACGCUCAGAUUGAACAGAUUUCCUUCGAUAGCAACGCUGAGGAGUAAAAGUCGUUAACAGAGUCCGUCUGAAGCGCAGCCGAAGUCUCAGGUCCAAAUAGUCAAACCUCAGCGUUGCUCCGACCAGCACCAUAUUAACCGACACUCAGCCUUUAGACGAGCGAGCAGACGUUAGUAUUUAGCUUCAUCCAGAAAGGGCUGCUCCAUCCAUGAUUCAGAGGUAGGACGUUCCCCCGGCGAGAAGUUCUGUUAAAAUAUGCAAGUACUGAAGCCCAGUUUGUUUUUUCUAGUCCUCCUGCUCAACCUGAAGCACACUAUGUGCGUUACUGCUCUUUGAAAACAGAAGCUUCAGUAAACUGCAGUACAAAAAUAUUUGGAUAUUAUUUUAGCUAAUGGUUCAAAUCAGGACCAUGUUGGUCCAGCUCCCAUCGGCUGUGGUCCCUCCUCUCUGGCUUCAUACUGGAACCAGUGUGGUAUUUCUUUUGUACCUGUUGCUUUCUGAGCCCAAGAAACAGCUGACAAUCAAACGUCAACAUUUGUCUGGUGUCACACUUUUGUCUGUUUUCCUGCUGUUGCGGUUACUGGUUGUCGCCUGAGCUUCUAAACCUGCACGAGCAAAAUCAGCAUCAUUUAAAUCAACCAAACUACAAACGAAGACUCGUUUGUGAAAUCCUAAACACCAAGCCCUGAACAGGAUAUGCAUCGAACACUGAAGCCAUAUUUAUCUGCCGUGCAUCCAGCUUAUUUGUACCUGUCAUCAAAGAGUGUUUCUUCUCAAAGGAUUUACUGUUUGGUCUAUUGGACGUUUCUUUAACUAAUUCAGCGGCUCUGAUUAUCUCCCCCUAAAGACUGAUGGAUGCUGUGGUGCAUCUCCAGCACUGGGUCUGAGUUGUUUCUGCCAGAAGUAAAUACGAAAGCGUGGACUGGUUUCUGUGGCGCCUGAGAUUCCACUUUCCUGUUUUUGUCUCUCCACCUAAAAUUAAUGGAAACACAACUUUAUUUUUACAAGGAUCCGUGAGAAAAACAUAUGUCGCCCACGUUUUGCAGCUGCAGAUUUGGUCAAACGUUGCGUUAAGUUCCGUCUCAGUCUGUAACUGUGUCACGUGGACAAUAAUAAUCCUGACAUUUUAAAGCCAAGGCCGUGCUGCCUUUUACGCGAGCUUAUGGAUGUGGGUGUGAGGAGACAACAAGCCGACACGCGCACAUUUCUUUGGACUUCUUUGGUUUCCUUCGCUCCAGCUAUUAUCUGAAAUGCUCUUAGCGAAGAUUACACAGGAGGCAGGAUUCACGGCCCCAAGGUGAACGGCAGCUCCUUCAGUCUGACGGAGGUUCAGAACCUCCUCGGAGGGGGAUGCAGGAGGUUCAGAGGAUGCAGGAGGUUCACAUGUAAUCAGCUCUACUAUCAAUAGGCUUUAAAUGCGAGUGACUGUGUGCAAUAAACCUCAGCGCAGUCAGAGUUUGGUCAGAGCAGGAAUCGCUUCAUUCCCAGUCUGCCCAGUAGUGAUGUGAGAGAUAGUGUGUGAUGGUGAGCUAAUCCCAGUGUGAUGUGUUUGCCACAGCAGGUUCUGGUACCAGCGCAGGCACCUGAGCUGUCGGCCUCUAACGAGCGCGCUUCGUUAGUGGGACUUCCUCUGCUGCGGUUCCACUCGCGUCCUUUGACUUUCAGCAGCUCUUCUUUCCUCACACUUUCCCUGUUGACUGAUAUUAAAGCGACGUUUGUUCCAGUAUUGGACAUUUCUACCUCCGUCACUCAGUGAAAACAGAAGCUCGUUCUCACAUGUUGAACCAGACUUCUCUAAACCAAAUGUCCGACUAACGAGUUUCCACCAGAUCUCCACGCAGACGUCCCUGUGGCCACGCUCUAGUUGUGUCUUGUGUUGUUGUGGUUUUAGUUCAUGGCUUCGUCAUCAGCAGCUGCAGUUUAUCAGAAAAGGUGCUAUGAGUAAGAACCUCCACUGAAUUAUUUCCCUCCUUUCAUUCACUGUGUUUUUAUUCCUCGGGUCCUGGCGUCGCAGCAUGAAGUCCACCCAUUGGUCCCGGUUGCUUCUUUACUUGCAGACUCGUUGCUGAGUUUCAGAGUCAACGGGGGGGAGAUAAUCAGAUUUGUGGCCAUGAAGCAGCUCACAGAGAAGAUGUUGUAGCACACGCGUUACCCUCUUUGCUAUUUAAUAUUUAGUCAAAAUCCUACACGUAAAACCUUUAAACGAAGGACAUGGUCUCAUUUUUUUUAUGGUAACCACACAAAUUGUCCAAUUGUAAUGGGUUUUUUUUUUUUGAUGCUGAAUAAGUCUUUUUAAAAAUAUUUUUCUGGAACAAAACAGCUGUUUUUAUGUAUUCUAUGCUUUAUUUAUGGUGUAUUACCCAUUGUGAGCAGUGUUUUCAGUAAUGUUAGAAUUUUUUAAUUUAUGACUUAAAUGUUGGAAUAUUUACCUUUUAAAACAUGAAACUUGGUACAAACAGUAUAUAUUUCAAUAUGAUAUCUUGCAUGUGCACUAACUGUGAUGGAUUCAACUGUAUUAAAUUCAAAUAAAAUGGGUUUGAUGCCCGGAACAUCAA
Molecule: messenger RNA, 4143 nt
Organism: Betta splendens (Siamese fighting fish)
Lineage: Eukaryota; Metazoa; Chordata; Actinopteri; Anabantiformes; Osphronemidae
Gene: nudt14
Product: nudix (nucleoside diphosphate linked moiety X)-type motif 14
Exons: 5
Coding region: 97-843 (248 amino acids)
Biological process (GO): nucleoside phosphate metabolic process; ribose phosphate metabolic process
Molecular function (GO): metal ion binding; UDP-sugar diphosphatase activity
Source: RefSeq, a predicted model, not a curated record